GCUGUCAAGAUGAACUUGACAGAAAACAACAAUUUGAGCAGCAAAUCUAAUUUGAAAGCGAUAAAUGAGAAGCCUUUGUUGGUGCAGGUACUGGUGGGGAUUCUUCUCUAUGUGAACGGACUGAUGAUGUUCACCUUUCUGAAGAAAGAGACCUUCAGGGACACACGCUACAUGCUGUUUGCUCAGACUCUUUUUAUUGACUCUGCCCUUAUGGUGUUGACUGAUUUAACCCUCAUGGGGGGAUUUUACCAGUAUCCUGUGCAUAUAAUUCCUUGCUAUAUCUUGUGCACACUUAUGUCUUUGCUUACUCUUUGUUCACCCAUGACUCUUGUAGCCAUGUGUUUGGAGCGCUAUGUGGCCAUAUGUAUGCCUUUAAGACAUGCCAGCAUCUCCACCCCCAAAAACACCUUCAUUGGGCUUUUUAUCAUAUGGGGUGUCAGUUCUGUCAUUCCGCUAUUUAUAUUCACAGUCUCUUUUGUUAACAUUCCUCCUGGUUUCUUGUACCUUUAUGUUGUGUGUAGUCUGGAGGUCAUGUUACAGAUAAAAUGGUUGGCAGACAUGAGAGCGUCGAGUCUACAGCUCAUAUUCAUCAUAAUGUUCUGUACUGUUGUCUCCACCUACUUCAAGAUUAUGCUGGCAGCCAGAUCUGCCUCCUCAGAGAGGAAAAACUCAACAAAAAAGGGUCUCAAAACUGUUAUUCUGCAUGGUAUUCAGCUGCUUCUGUGUAUGAUGCAUCUUAUAACCCCUUAUAUAGAAAUGCCUUUAUGGAAAGUAGAUGUCAUGCUAUUUGUAAAUGUAAAAUACUCAAAUUUCAUUUUGUUUUUGAUCUUGCCUCGUUGUCUGAGUUCCUUAGUUUAUGGAUUACGAGACAAAAAGUUUUCCAAUGCUCUUAAAUAUUAUGUCUUUUGUGGCAUUUUGGUUUGUAAUAAGCACAAAAUAAGAGAUGAUAAAACUUUUAGAGGUGUAGUAAACAUUUCCAUAAAUAAUUAA
Messenger RNA from Labeo rohita (rohu), 990 nucleotides. Its product is annotated as odorant receptor 131-2-like. The transcript has a single exon. Gene Ontology annotation, cellular component: membrane. Gene Ontology annotation, molecular function: G protein-coupled receptor activity. Gene Ontology annotation, biological process: G protein-coupled receptor signaling pathway. The coding region runs from base 10 to 990 and encodes 326 amino acids. The record is from RefSeq and is a predicted model, not a curated record. NCBI's taxonomy places the organism in Eukaryota, Metazoa, Chordata, Actinopteri, Cypriniformes, Cyprinidae.